CUCAAAUAAAUGAUAAGAAAAUGGCAUCUUCUAACGCGGAGUUGCAAGAAAGGAGUAAACUUUACUACAAGUUUACUAAGGUUUUGACCCUGAAAGUAGCGCAAAUCGUGGUACAGAGCAGACAAGGCAAGAAAAUAACACAUGAAUUUAACUCCAAGCUCCCGGACAACGGCGUAGAGUCCUCGCCGCAAUGGUUCAACUUAUCGAUUCCGGACGAACCGGGAGUGACUGAGGAUACGAAACGUGUGCUGAACGGAGAGGUAGUGGAUGCACUGACUAAAGUUUUAUGUAUCGAGAUAUCUCUGCACACUGUUGAUGGAGAUGACAUGGUGCUGGAGUUGUGGACGGUCAAGUUGUCUCCAGGCAGUGAGGUCUGCUCCCCUUCGACGGUAUACUAUCGCAUGAGCGUGAUGCUCAAGUCCACCCUGACGAUAUCCAGGAUAACACCUGCCUACAAGCUGUCGAGGUCACAGCAUAAUGAGUCUUACAAGAUAUCCCAUAAGAUCUACGGCGGUGCACCUGAUUACGAUGUCCUAGGUGAGAAACGCAAGACGAUAAAAGUAAGUGAGCUGCACACACCUAUCGGGACUUUGCUGAUAGAAGUGGUGUACAGAACGAAAAUGACGAUCAUGCCUGAAGCGAGGCAGAAGAUUGAGUAUGAAGCUGCACCGGCCACUACUGGGAUUAUGGUCAAGAGUGACCACUUCUACACUGAGAGCCCCAAAAAAAACCGAAAUGAGAAGAAAGAACUGGACCUGUCCAAACCCUUGACGGCAGGAGCAUUUGUUGACCAGUCAAAGAUACAAGAAUUGCAUAGAACACUCAGUGAGCAACUACCUCCAGAGCCACCCAUGGCCUGGCUGCUUGCCGAAAAGGAAAAAAUGGAAAAUAAAAUGAAAACGCUGACGACGUCAGACAAUGACAACGUGCUAACAACGUCUGACCACGAGAACGCGAACCAGCCGAGCUGCAGCAGCAGCGUGCCGGUGCCGAGCUCGUCCACUCACGCCGUCAGCAGGGCCAUCGAAGUACCCAAGUCUAAGAAUGGAGAUAAAUACACAGGACUUAUGGAAUUCCCCUUUGCUGAUGGCAGUCCCAUUGCGGAAUUGGCGAACUUCUAUCAGGAAUGCUUACAGGCAAGGUCUAUCAGUGACGAGUGGACGGACAUCGUGAUCGAUUCGGGAUCGGCGGACUCCGAGUCGCUGUCGAAACAACUCAAGAUGUUCGAAGAUGCCGUUCCCGAGUUUGACAACAUGGUAGCUUCCAUGUUCAGCAACUCUGAAGGCUCAGAUCGCUCCUAA
This is a messenger RNA of Spodoptera littoralis (African cotton leafworm), 1301 nucleotides long. NCBI's taxonomy places the organism in Eukaryota, Metazoa, Arthropoda, Insecta, Lepidoptera, Noctuidae. The record is from the annotation of a GenBank genome assembly.